UACAAAAUAGACGCACCAUAUCCGGUCCGACUGUGAAAUCUGUCCGUCACCCAUGCAUCUCGUGUAGAUUUCUAUUUGAAUGUGGAGUGUUCGUGUUCGUGUUGUAGCACUCAGUCUAACAAAAAUCCCGUCUUUACUAAGUGUAAGCAAACCAGCAAACGUUUUACGACUGUUAAAGUCACAAGCUAACUGCGGUUUGCUCUGUGUAGAUGCUGUUUGCAUAGAGCCACGAUAUAUGUCAAGUCAUCCCAAGAAACUCUGCACAGAAAAUAUGACGGUUAAAAAGAUCGGAACUCAUAACGGCACCUUUCAUUGUGACGAGGUUCUGGCCUGUUUUCUCCUCCGUCAGUUGCCUGAGUACAAGGAUGCUGAAAUCAUUCGGACCAGGGACCAGGCCCAGUUGGAAGAGUGUGACAUUGUUGUAGAUGUGGGUGGAGAGUUUGACCCAAAGACCCACCGCUAUGACCAUCACCAGAGGACUUUUGCAGAGAGCUUCCACAGCUUGCGCCCAGAAAAACCGUGGGUGACUAAGCUCAGCUCCGCCGGCCUGGUCUACCUGUACUUCGGUCGUCGGUUGCUGUCCCAGCUGACGCAGCUGAAGGAGGACGACAUGCAGCUGGAGGUCCUCUAUGACAAGCUAUAUGAGAACUUUGUGGAGGAAGUGGAUGCUAUAGACAAUGGCAUUUCACAGUGUGAUGAGGAGCCCCGCUACGCCAUCACCAGCACGCUGAGUGCACGUGUUGGCCACCUGAACCCACGGUGGAACAGCAGGAGUCAAGACACUGAGGAGGGCUUCAGGAAGGCUAUGAAGAUGGUUGGGGAGGAGUUCCUGGACCGCCUGGAUUUUUAUCAGUCCUCCUGGUUGCCAGCUCGUGUGGUGGUGGAGAAAGCCAUUAAGGAGAGGUAUCAGGUGGAUCCCAGUGGGGAGAUAGUGUCGUUCUCCCAGGGUGGGUGUCCCUGGAAGGAGCAUCUGUUUGCCCUGGAGAAGGCGCUCCAGGUGGAGACAACCAUUAAAUUUGUUCUUUAUUCAGACCUCAACGGACAUUGGAGGGUCCAGUGUGUCCCCGCCGGGCUCCACACCUUCCAGAACAGGCUGCCCCUGCCAGAAGAGUGGCGUGGUGUUCGAGAUGAAGCACUGUCGGAGCUCAGCGGGAUUAAGGGUUGCAUCUUCGUCCAUGCUGGCGGGUUCCUUGGUGGGAACAAGACCCAGGAAGGAGCCCUGGAGAUGGCACGGAGGACCCUGCAGGCUGCCGUCCAGUCCCCUGCAAAUGGAAGCAGCUGAAUGAUCAGACAGGACUGGCAACAGCACAGUUUGUUCUCCAGGUCAGUCUUUAGAAGGAACAGCAGGGAUUAAAAUGUUAGUUUGCCAGCUUGCAGCUUGUACAUGCCAGUCAGGGUUAAUGUUGUUUUCUUCUACAUUGCCAGUACAGGGAUGUAUGGAAAUGCAGCCAAGUAACCUUGGACCAAUUUCCAAAAUGACUAUGUUCAGAAACAGUCGUGUUGACUCAAGUUAUUCUUUUCCUCCCUGGCUGUAUUUAUGUGUAUUUGUUGUCAUAUUCAUUUGCAAUAAAAGAUAUGUACUGGUC
This is a messenger RNA of Monopterus albus (swamp eel), 1586 nucleotides long. It is a transcript of the gene myg1, whose product is annotated as myg1 exonuclease. The transcript is spliced from 7 exons. The coding region runs from base 80 to 1282 and encodes 400 amino acids. Gene Ontology annotation, cellular component: nucleus; cytoplasm. The record is from RefSeq and is a predicted model, not a curated record. Lineage: Eukaryota; Metazoa; Chordata; Actinopteri; Synbranchiformes; Synbranchidae.